CGCCGGACUCCGCGGCCCGGUCCCGCCCCUGUGGCGAAAACAAUUGACGCCAGAAAACAAUUGACGCAUGCUUAGCAAUGCGGCAAGCGAGUGGCAAGGGGAAGCGAUAUCUUCCUCGGACAUUGAAGCAGAGCUCGGUUCGACUUGAGCAACAUGUCAGGAGGAAACUUGCCAGCGACCAGCAAGGCAUGGCGAAUCAAAGCCGGCGGGCAAAAUGCAGAGACUAGCCUGUUCCAGGUCGAAGAGCCCGUCUCUGCCCCGAAGCGUGGUCAAGUUCUAGUCCACAUCAGGGCAACUUCUCUCAACUACAGGGAUCAGAUGAUCCUCAAGGGACACUACCCACCGCCCAUCGAAUCCAAGAACGGCGGACCCAUUCCCCUGUGUGACGGAGCAGGAGAUGUCAUCGCUGUCGGAGAAGAUGUCACUACGCUCAAAGUAGGCGACAAGGUACUGACUACCUUUACGGGCGAGUGGCAGUCUGGCGAUAUGAAGGCAGAGUAUUGGGCGACGACGUUGGGCGGCCCAGUCGACGGUACGCUGACUCAGUACCGUUGCUUUGAAGCCAAAGGCCUCGUACACAUGCCACCCCACUUGUCCUACGAGGAAGGUGCUACUCUGCCGUGUGCCGCCUUGACAGCCUAUCAAGCUCUCUUCGGCUUCAAUGAGCCCAUCAGAGCCGGUCAGACAGUCUUGCUCCUCGGCACGGGCGGUGUCAGCAUUCACGCACUCCAGCAAGCCGUCGCUGCAGGUGCCAAAGUCAUCAUCACCUCUUCUUCCGACGAGAAGCUUGCUCGCGCCAAGAAGCUAGGCGCGUGGGAGACGAUCAAUUACAGCACGACGCCAGAGUGGAGCACAAAGGUCAGAGAGCUCACCAAUGGCAUUGGGGUGGACAAAGUGCUCGAAGUGGGCGGCCCAGGCACAUUCAUGCAGUCUUUGAAGAGCAUCAAGCCGAAUGGUGGCGUCUUCUGUAUCGGUGCUCUCGGCGGGCCGCCGCCCAAGGACUCAAAGGACAAUAUUCCAAUCACAAUCUUGUUCAGCUCGGCCAAUGUUCGUGGCAUCAUGGUCGGCUCGGUUCAAAUGUUCGAGCAGCUCAACGAACGUAUCAUGGUCGCGCACAAUGUCAAGCCAAUCAUUGAUCAAGUCUACGCAUUCGGCGAUGUCGUAAAAGCCUACCAGCAUCUGGCAAAGGGAGCAUUCGGCAAGAUUGUAAUAAAGACCGAGUAAAUGAACACGCAGAAGAAGCAGAAGCAGAAUAAGCUUGAACACUCUAUGCAUGACAACAACACAUUUAUGCGCUGCU
Mixia osmundae IAM 14324 is the source of this 1300-nucleotide messenger RNA. RefSeq lists its product as uncharacterized. The coding region runs from base 154 to 1224 and encodes 356 amino acids. Gene Ontology annotation, molecular function: oxidoreductase activity. The transcript has a single exon. The record is from RefSeq and is a predicted model, not a curated record. Lineage: Eukaryota; Fungi; Basidiomycota; Mixiomycetes; Mixiales; Mixiaceae.